UCAAAGCCCAAUUUGGCCCAGUUUAGACCGCUUCUCGAGAGCCUGUUGAGCCCAUCAUUCGCUAAGCUCAAUCAACAACACCGAGCUCAACCCGUAGCAGAUCAAGGCGAGACCUCGGCCGCGUACCCACCAUCAUCUUCGACCUUUGGCUCGCCUCGCUUGUAUCGCUCCAUGUAAGCCAACGCUGCCGCCCACGCGUCACCCCCUUGCCCCAUGCACACCAGCUCUCAUCAGGAAUCCCGGGCACGCGUCACGUACGCUCCCCACUAUAUUAACCCCUGUUCUCGCCCUCAUCCUCUCACAGAAGCAAACUGAAGAAGCAAACUGAAGGUUAUCAUCUCCUCUUGAUCGCUUGAGAUGGCAGAGUAUAUCAGAGACCGGCCGCCGCAGCAGAUGCAGAUGCAGCAGCAGCAGCAGCCGAUGUCGCAUACGGUGGUGAAGGCGGUGACGGCAGCGAUGGCGGGAGGGUCGAUGCUGGUUCUGUCCGGGCUGACGCUGGCGGUGACCGUCAUCGGCCUGACGGUGGCGACGCCGCUGCUGGUCAUCUUCAGCCCGGUGCUCGUCCCCGCAGCGAUCGCCGUCUUCCUGGUUGCCACCGGCUUUCUCACCUCCGGGGGCUUCGGCCUGGCGGCCCUCUCGGUGCUGUCGUGGAUGUACAAGUACCUGACGGGGAAGCACCCGCCGGGAGCCGACCAGCUCGACCAGGCCCGGCAACGCCUCGCCUCCAAGGCUCGCGACAUUAAGGAGUCGGCGCAGCAGCGCAUCGACCAGGCCACCCAGUGAUCACAACAUGCUCUCCCAUCUGUAAUAAUGGACGUGAACAACGAUGCCAACCCUAAAACCCUUCUACCUGCAGUUCGUGUCUCCCUUUUUUCUCAUGUAAUGGCUCUAUUUCGUCUGUUAAAUGCUACCGUUGCUUGUUUCUAAGGUAAA
Molecule: messenger RNA, 933 nt
Organism: Musa acuminata AAA Group (dessert banana)
Lineage: Eukaryota; Viridiplantae; Streptophyta; Magnoliopsida; Zingiberales; Musaceae
Product: oleosin 16 kDa-like
Exons: 1
Coding region: 358-783 (141 amino acids)
Biological process (GO): lipid storage
Cellular component (GO): monolayer-surrounded lipid storage body; membrane
Source: RefSeq, a predicted model, not a curated record